AUGCCAGCUCCCAUUGUGCCAAUUAUUCGAACAAGGGAUUACUCCUUGAAGCCAGUGACAGGUCUGAGAUAUGGCAACUUUGAGGGUGUGGUUCACUUGCCACCAUUGGUUCAAGGUCCCAGGGUGGGUAUGCAAAAUUUCUCCCUGAUCAACAACCAACAGAUCUACAGGAAGGUGACUGAAUGGUUUCAAACAUGGCGACCAUGGCAGCAGUGUGUUCUCCUUUGUGGAAUAGCAGACAGGUGCACAGUUCGACAAUUAGACAUGUUAGCAACCUCACUAGAACCUGUCAAGCAUAGGGACUUCACUACAGCUCAUCUACUAAGAUAUCCAUCAACUCCAUUUAGGACACUUAAAUUGAGACAGGGUAAAGGCACUUCAAAAGAGACUCUGAAUGACAGCCUGUCAGAAAUAUCUGAUUUGUACACUGAUGAAUUCAGUGAGCUGGGGACACCUGAGUACCAGACACUGAGUCCACUGAAGCAGUAUGAUGACACAGGAUCAGCCAGCUCUGAUGAUGGCAUCACUAACUACACACCAUCACUGUCUCCUUCUCUGGACUCGGAAAUUGCUCCUAAGAAGACCGGAGGUCGGUACCCCCGUCUGGAGGUUGUUCACGAACAUGCUGUCUUUAAUAACCCCCUAAAGCCACAACCUGUUUUACCUGAUGUUGAAAACUAUGCAGACAAACUUUCUACUGCUAUCCUAGACAGUGUCAUGGGAGAUUUGAGAAAACAACGAGUAGCUGAAGAACAGCUGAUUAAAAAGAUGCGACAAAAAGCCAAAAGCAAAACUAUGAUUCAGUAUCAAGGAGGAUUUUCUUUUCAAAAAGGAAGAAAGGUACAUUCAAUGCCAAACCUAAAGCUGUCUAAUGUUUCAGAGUCCUUUCCACAAACAUCAAAGUUUAAAUCUCAAGCAGGUAAAAAUUCGAAAGUGAAGGUGAAAAGAAUGAAGAAUGGGGGUGUACCACAAGUUUCAAAGGGACGAAAUGUGACUCUGGCACCAAUGUCUCGCAGUGAUUUUAUUUGGAGGGAGCAUACACGAUUUUCAGACAUUUCUCAGAUUUCUAAAAGAAGUGUUAGUUUUGUAAGACAUCAGAUGUUUGGCAGGACCACCGUCAGCACUCCAGACUUCUUCAGUACAGAAGGUGUAGAGAAGUCAGGUGAAAUGCAAAGAGGGGUGCGGUUUAGUGCUAACUCCAAUACAGCAGUGGUGGGUUCCCUCCCUGUUCCUCUACAGAGUAUGUACAAAGGAUAUAAAUGGUGGCCUGCACAACCGCAUGAGGGCAUGCAUUACCGAAAACCUUCAAAGAGGGAUCUCCUGGCCAACUACAAACAACAACUGACAGAAAUAUACUCAUGGUUGGGAGAGUGGGAAGAUUAUGAGAAAAUUAAUCUUCUCAAUGUUAUCCUCAAAAUAUCAAGCCCAGAUGCCUUGAACUUUCUGAUGAGCUACAUCAAACAGAAAUUACGAGAUGCCCGUGAUAUUAACCGCCUGUCAGACAAGUUACUGCUUUUCACAUUCUCCUAUCUCCAACCAAGAGAUAUCUGUUUGGCUGCACAAGUGUGCAGAAGAUGGCGAUACUUGUGUGCUACAGAUUCACUGUGGAUGGUUAAGUGUCAUGAGUUAGGUGUGGAGGAAGGUAUAGAGAACAUGGAAGAAAUUGUUGUGAAUGCUAACAUCAACAAGAUGGGUAUCGACUGGCGACUUGCAUACAUAGAACUAAGACGCAUCACAACUGUCACUCGCAAAGCUAAGGAACGAGCUGCUGCUGAAUAUGAAGCAGAGAGACAGCGACGAAGGGAAGAAGCAGCGACGCCCAGUGAAUCGGGGAGUGUUCCAGUCUCCCCGUCCCUAUCAACAUCACUGCCCCCCAUGGAGGGGGCUCCAGGAGCAGGGAUAGAGGAACUAGAGAUCAAGUGUGGAACAAUGUCCAGUAUCAAACUGGAUGACCAGAAUAAGAUGGUCCAGUGGAAGAAGAUUGAGAGAGAAACAAGUGACCUGUGUAGCAGUGUAAUAUCGGAGGACCUGUCACAAUACAGGGACUAUGUAUUCCAGUCUACUGAAGAUCAGCCUGUCAUCCGGAGGAACAAGUUACCUUAUGACUGGCGACGGAAGCAGCAGACCAACAGUUUAGGAGGUGUAGUAGAUGAGGACGGCAACUCAUUGCCUUCUCAACCUUUAGAGCUGAAGAAAGAGAGAGUUAGAUCUGAGGACAUGCAGUUUCAGAUCAUGCGUGCUGACACUGGUGUGAAAUUUUUGACAGCAAAAGUGAAAGAGAAAAAUCCGACAAAGAAAAAGUUUGAGGUCAAAGAGAAAGCAUAUGACAUAAGGACAGAACUUCGACAAGCUAGUGACCUCCUGGGGAAGACUUUUCCCAGUAUGCAGUUGGAGUGGCAGAAGCCCAAUCAGGAUGAUAAGGGUUCCCUCAAGUCCAUGAAAUCCACCAUGACUAAAUCAUCAUCCAUGACUGGUCGUUACAUCGGCGUGGUGAAGAGUGUACGAAGGGUGAGAAAACUACAGGGUCACAUGAAUGGUGUGUUGUGUGUCCAGUUUGACAAAAGACGAUUGAUAUCGGCCGGACUUGACCGAACCGUCCGUGUGUGGGAUAUUCGAAGUGGUCGCAGUAUACAUAAGUUGUACGGCCAUAAGGGAGGGAUCAGAUGUUUACACUUUGAAGAGAACACGCUGAUCUCAGGCUCCUGGGACACUACCCUCAUCGUUUGGGACCUACGCACCUUUGAGAAGAGAGCUAUAAUGGACCAGCACACUGGCUGUGUUUCCUGUGUAACAAUGAACCAUGAAUACGUUGUGUCAGGCUCCCAUGAUCUGUCUCUAAGGGUAUGGUAUCGUCCCACAUACCAACAGUACAAGGUUCUACGUGGACACAAAGGACUGAUUAACUGUGUCGCAUUUGAUGGACAGAAUGUUGUUUCAGGUUCAAGUGACAUGACUCUGCGAUUGGUGAACAUCCACACUGAACAAUGUUUAUAUGUAUUUGAUGGAAGCCAGGACCAAGUAUUAACAGUGUCGAUUCAAGGGGAGUUAAUCUUGAGUGGGGACCUCCAGGGCCGAGUUUAUUUCUGGAACAAGACUUCGGGUGAAAGUGAAGCUGCUAUACAGGCCCAUGACAAACCUAUCUACAAGGUCCAUUACCAUCAAGGUCGUUUCCUCACAGCUUCAGGAGAUGGAACAAUCCGUGAGUGGGACAUGAUGACAAUGACCAGUGUUCGACUUCUCCAAGGCCAUCAAGGACCAGUCCGAGAUGCCAGGGUAUCCUCGGACCGGAUUGUCAGCUGCAGUGACGAUGGGACAAUUCGGAUCUGGGAUCUGUACGACAGUCGGAAACAAAACGGCGGUGGAUAUAUGGGCGAUGGUUGA
Messenger RNA from Ylistrum balloti, 3381 nucleotides. RefSeq lists its product as uncharacterized. The record is from RefSeq and is a predicted model, not a curated record. Lineage: Eukaryota; Metazoa; Mollusca; Bivalvia; Pectinida; Pectinidae. The transcript has 21 exons. Bases 1 to 3381 code for a protein of 1126 amino acids. Gene Ontology annotation, molecular function: protein binding.